GCUAUUUUAUUUUUUAUCUUUUUAUUUUUGUAGUGUUUCAGACGAAUAGAGCGGAGUUACGUAGCGACAUUUCUAAGUAUUCAAAAAUGCUGCGUGCUACCAGACAACCAAUCAUAAACUGCCGCAGCGCUUGCCUCAUUAAAUAUUCAAUAAGUCGCAGAAACUGUCACGCGCUUUUUAGUUUCAAGUAACGUCUGAGGGGAAUACAAAUGUGUCGAUAAACUGCGUUUUACUUCUAUUUAUUUUAUAUAUUUCAUUUAAUUGUAGGCUAUUAUACUGCAGAAGACUUAAAACAACAGAAAUGAUUUUCGUGAUGACAUUCAUACGUUAUAAAGCCUAUAUUUAUACUUGACUCAGAUUAAAACGGCUCGCGUGCUCGUUGGGAGUGCUUGUUGUUUUAAAGAGUUUUAUUACAUUUUUGAAGAAUAUUACUACAUUUGCGAAUUUUAACGUCAAAUGUAAGCUAUCAGAGAACUGUCUACCAAUUAGGCUAACAUUAAUUACCAAGUAUGGAUGUACAAAACGGCACAAGAUAAUUAAAAUGGGUCUUAGGUAAACAAAUUCAAGCGAGAAAAUCACUGCUGUGACUCCACCUAUCUUCACAGAUAGCAGCCAGAUGAGAGAGAGAGAGGUACACGGAGGGGGCGCAGGGGUUGCUGUUUCACCCGAACCUCACGAAUGCAUGAAGCUCGAACCUGAACACCAAGAUCCACUAUUUGAAAUUAAAAAUAUCAAAUCGUAGGGGGACCAACCAUUUGUUACUGAGGCGCCACUUAAUAUAUCUGGGCAAUAUUAUUCAAUAAAAUCCUCUCAAGUUUCAGUAAAAGACAUUUGGAAAGUCGUGACUGGGUGAACCGAACCAUGGAUCCGUGGAGAUUUAGUUUGAGUUUAUUAAACCUCUCACGAUGGCAGGUGUGUGGACUGAAUUCUUGCGCUCUCACAAAACCCUGAGACCGAACUGACCAUUAAGUGGACUUAGCUGGUCUGAAGAAGGUGUUUGUGUUGGACGUUGCUUUUAAUGAGAAGGCAUUCAUCAUUCCGAGUGAAUUACGCUGUGCACAGGUAAGAUCUUCCUCCUCAUCAUCAUCACCUUAUGCGCUUCAUCAGGUCUUUGUUUCAGCACCGAGGACAGAUCCAAACACAUCAAACACCUGCACCUGUGGGGACAUCAUGAAUGGAAGCUGAUUUCUCACCAAUCCUAAAGCAAAAUCAACUUUGCAUCCUUGAAACAAGUUGCACAAGGUGUUGAGUUUAUGCCACAUCAAUUCUUCACAGGUGCAGAGAAGAUAUCGAGAUGUGUCCACAAUCAACGGCAGACUUGAAUAUCUCAAACAAGUAAACCACACAGGGUAGUUAUAAGGGUUCUUCACCUCUCAUAAACCCUGACAUGGCUGGAGUUACGCACAUCUUCCUGUUCCUGUUAAUUCCUCUGGCUCAAACCAGCACCAGGUACACCCCACCCCUGGCCGGAUCAAAGCGGGAGGUCAUCAUAGAUGGAGACCUGGUGAUCGGAGGGCUGUUCCCCGUGCACGAGAAGGGUGAAGGGACGGAGGAUUGUGGUAAGAUAAACGAAGAGCGUGGGAUCCAGAGGCUGGAGGCCAUGUUGCUGGCGCUGGACGAAAUUAACCAGGACAAUCGUAUCCUGCCCGGCUUGAAGCUGGGAGCCCAUAUACUGGACACCUGCUCUAAAGACACUUAUGCACUAGAGCAGUCGUUGGAGUUUGUCAGGGCUUCUCUCACAAAAGUGCAUCAGCCAGGCUUCAUCUGUCCAGAUGGGUCGAAUCCUGUGCCGGACGAAUUGCCUCUGGCCAUCUCGGGAGUGAUUGGAGGAUCAUAUAGUGAUGUCUCUAUACAGGUGGCAAACCUUCUUAGACUCUUCCAGAUCCCACAGAUAAGCUAUGCUUCCACUAGUGCCAAGCUCAGCGACAAAUCCCGUUAUGAUUAUUUCGCCCGAACUGUCCCACCAGAUUUCUAUCAGGCUAAAGCCAUAGCUGAGAUCAUACGGUACUUCAACUGGACCUACGUUUCCACUGUAGCAUCAGAGGGUGACUACGGUGAGACAGGUAUCGAUGCGUUUCAACAAGAAGCCAGAGUACGCCAAAUCUGCAUCGCAACUUCAGUAAAAGUCAGCCGCUCAGUAAACAGAGGAAAUUACGAAAAUGUUAUUCGCUCACUGCAGCAAAAAGCCAAUGCCAAAGUGGUGAUCCUCUUCACCAGAAGUGAAGAUGCAAGGGAACUGCUUGCUGCUGCAGCCAGGAUGAACGCUACCUUCAUUUGGGUGGCCAGCGACGGCUGGGGAGCACAGGAGAGCGUAGUCUAUGGCAGCGAGAAGGCUGCUAAAGGGGCUUUCACCAUUGAGCUUGCCUCAUACUCCAUCAGGGAGUUUGAAGACUAUUUCACCAAGCUAACACCGGAAUUGAACACACGAAACCCAUGGUUUAGGGAAUUCUGGGAGCACAGGUUUGGCUGUCGUCUACAUGAACAUGGCUGCGCCAGUAAUAGCCUGAGGAAUGGGUCAUUUAAGCCAGAAUCAAAGAUCAUGUUUGUGGUGAAUGCAGUCUAUGCCAUGGCCUAUGCCCUGCACAACAUGCGGCAAGCUGUGUGCCCCAAUACCACAAAGGUGUGUGAUGCCAUGAAGCCAGGCAAUGGAAAGAGGUUCUACCGGGAGUUUAUUCUCAAGACUAAGUUUGAUGCCCCUUUCAGGCCUGCUGACACUGAGAACGUGGUCCGGUUCACCUCAUCAGGUGACUGCCUGGGUCGUUACAACAUCUUCCACUACCGCCAAGAGGACAACAAAUUUGUCUACCGGAAGGUAGGCUACUGGGCACAGAGCUUAGUGCUCAAUACCAGUCUGGUGCCUUGGGCUGGUGGAGCAGUUCCUACAUCCCAAUGCAGUGACCCAUGCCAACCCAACGAAGCUAAAAGCAUGCAGCCUGGGGAUGUGUGUUGUUGGAUUUGCAUCCCAUGCCAACCCCACCAGUAUCUCCUAGAUGAAUUUACCUGUGUGGACUGUGGAUUUGGAGAAUGGCCCCUUGCUAACCUGACAGGGUGCUAUGAGCUUCCGGAGGAGUACAUCCACUGGUCGGACGCAUGGGCAGUAGGACCCGUCACCAUCGCCUGUCUGGGGAUGCUGUGUACACUUGCUGUUGCUGGGGUUUUCUUACGGAACAACGACACUCCGGUGGUGAAAGCUAGCGGUCGAGAACUUUCAUAUAUCCUGCUAUUAGGUGUACUCCUUUGCUAUGCCAUGACCUUCAUUUACAUUGCCAAACCUUCGGCGUUUGUAUGCACCCUGCGACGUCUUGGCCUUGGCACCUCCUUUGCAGUUUGCUACUCGGCUUUGCUGACGAAAACCAACAGGAUUGCUCGGAUAUUUGGUGGGGCAAGAGACAGUGCCCAACGACCACGCUUCAUCAGCCCUGCCUCUCAGGUAGCAAUCUGUGCCGCACUGAUCUCUGCCCAGCUGUUGGUCGCUCUUAUCUGGCUGCUGGUAGAGGCACCGGGGGUGAGGAAAGAAGUGGGUCCAGAUCGAAGAGAUGUGGUGACUCUGAAAUGCAACAGCCUGGACUCAAGCAUGCUGGUGUCCCUCACCUACAACUGCAUCCUCAUCAUCCUCUGCACCUUUUAUGCCUUCAAGACCAGAAAAUGUCCAGAGAACUUCAACGAGGCUAAGUUCAUCGGCUUCACCAUGUACACCACCUGCAUCAUCUGGCUUGCCUUCCAGCCCAUCUUCUAUGUCACUGCCAGUGACUACAGAGUGCAGACCACGACCAUGUGCAUCUCCGUCAGUCUGAGCGGCUCCGUGGUGCUCGGCUGCCUCUUUGCCCCCAAGAUCCACAUCAUCCUAUUCCAGCCGCAGAAGAAUGUGACCUCUCUGAGGGCCAAAGAAAACCGAUUCUCCACGGCAGUCACCGCACCGAGCUCCACCUACUCACAAGCUUCAGCAUCUACUAUAGUACCAACUGUGUGUAACGGGCGAGAGGUGGUGGACUCUACGACAUCAUCAUUGUAAAGAAGUAUUUAAGCAAGAUGGGGCCAAUUUUAUAUCACAUCAUCAAAAUGAGAAGUUGAAUGCAG
Messenger RNA from Megalobrama amblycephala (Wuchang bream), 4077 nucleotides. It is a transcript of the gene grm2b, whose product is annotated as glutamate receptor, metabotropic 2b. The record is from RefSeq and is a predicted model, not a curated record. Bases 1388 to 4012 code for a protein of 874 amino acids. Gene Ontology annotation, molecular function: group II metabotropic glutamate receptor activity. Gene Ontology annotation, biological process: G protein-coupled glutamate receptor signaling pathway; regulation of synaptic transmission, glutamatergic. The transcript has 6 exons. Gene Ontology annotation, cellular component: membrane. Lineage: Eukaryota; Metazoa; Chordata; Actinopteri; Cypriniformes; Xenocyprididae.